This is a messenger RNA of Entamoeba invadens IP1, 5040 nucleotides long. Its product is annotated as protein serine/threonine kinase, putative. Lineage: Eukaryota; Evosea; Mastigamoebida; Endamoebidae. The record is from RefSeq and is a predicted model, not a curated record. Gene Ontology annotation, biological process: protein phosphorylation. Gene Ontology annotation, molecular function: protein kinase activity; ATP binding. The coding region runs from base 1 to 5040 and encodes 1679 amino acids. The transcript has a single exon.
AUGUUUGAAACUUUCCUUUUAACCGUUCUUUGUUCAACAUUAAGUUUAGCUGAUUAUAAUUAUACAACGCCUGGUUGGUGUAAAAAUGACAAUUCUAUUUAUUAUGAUUAUAACAAGGGAGUAUGUACAUUAAGAGGAUGGAAUAUUAUAUCAAAUGACGAUUCAAGUGUACAACAAGACAACAUUACUUUUACAUUACAAGCCGAUUCUGUGAUGGUUUUCAAUAGUGCAUCACUAAAAAGUGAUGCUAUUUACUUGUAUACAAGGCAUUUUAAAUUUGAUAACGGAAACAAGAUGAAUUCCCUGUUGUUUGUGAAUCGAGACAAACCUGAACAAAAUAUCAUUCACGACACAAACCGUCCAAAUGGACUGUAUAUUGGAAUUGGGUGUUAUGAUUGGGUCACUCCCAAAAAUGUUGCGUGCCGAACAACUGCAUAUGAAAAUGCACGAACAAUUGUAGAUAUUCAUUAUAAUGGGGUGUUAUUAUACUCAGAUAUCAAUGAAAAGUUUAUAUUAAACAUAUGGAGAUAUUCAAAUCAAACGAAUCCCGUCCAAUUGUACAUUGAAGGUGAUGUAUCACAAGACGUCACCGUUCAAUUAAAAAACUUCCCAUCACGAAAUGAUUAUAAUAAAGCGAAUUAUAUUUUUACUGGCAAAAACAUUUACAAUAUAAAUUUAUUGAAUGGAAGUAACCAAUACAUAACGAGAGCUUGUACCAGAAAUGCUAUAUCUCGAUUCAUUUUAUUGUCUUCAAAUAAUCCAGUCAUUGAUUGUGAUUGUAUCCCUGACAACGCAACUGUUGCAACGGCAUUCAACUACCCCGAUUGUCAAUAUAACAACUCCUAUUUUGUUAUUAAUUUAUCAAAACUCGAAGCAACAAAUAAUAUUGUUACAACAAUUUUCGAACAAUCAAUUUGGUACUCAUUAUAUGUGAAUGUUCGAAUACAAUAUUUAAUCACUUCAACCAACGACACACUGUCUUUCAAUAUAAUUACUGUUAGAGAAAACACAAACGUUCUCUUUAACACAAUGGUACAAACAGACACAAUCGAAAUCACUGGGAGUGCAAACUUCACAUUUGCGAAGGGGGUCGAUGUUACAACAAUUAUAAUAACAAAUAACACUGCUGAUAAAUUUGUGUUGUUUUAUGUACAUGAGGAGUUCACAAUUCCUGAUGGUGUGGAUAGGUGUGGAUAUCGUGUCAUAAAGAGUGAUACUCCAAAUAGAUCCACAUUAUGUAGUUGUACAUUCGAUUCAAAUGGAUAUGAUUCUUUUGACUGUUCUUUGAACAUAUACAAAAGUGGCAUGUAUCUCACGAUCGACAGCACUAAUUACAGAACAGUCACACAAGAGACUUGGAUUGAUAUCAUUCAAAAUCAAGAAUUAACAAUUCCACAAGGAACUUCUUUAUUGGCAACACAUUGUACCUUCCCUUAUAAAAUGGAUGUGUUUGGAAAUAUAAAUUGCUUGUUUGUGAGUUUAAGUGAAUUGAGUAAUGUCACUCUGAAAAAUGGGUCCUCUUUUAAUGUUAAUUCAUUAACAUUUACUAAAACGAGUGAAUUUAUUAACGAGAAUGGUAUUAUUAAAAUUGAAAGUGGUAGUCUUUUUGAUACUAAAAGUUCAACAAUUACAAUUGAAUAUUUCAACGAUGUUUGUGUUGAUUUGAUCUCUUUCAAAGAACAGAAAAUGAUAUCAUUUACACAUGGAAAUUAUUACAACAACAAACUUCUUCGUGUGUGUGGCGGAACUGACACAAACAAAAUUAUUUGUAAGAUGAGUGGAGAAAAGAUUUCUGAAUCUUCUAGUUUUAUAUAUCCAAUGCACUGCCCAAUAUACACCAACUCAAGUUUGUUCAAGGUUGAAUCUGAAAAACUGACUAUCGACAGAGCGUAUAACGGUUACUUUGAGUUGGAGACACCAAUACUUAGUUUGAGCAACAAGAUGAAUAAUCAAAACAUUCAAAUAAUGGAUAACUCGCUCAUAACAAAAAGUGUUUUACAUUUUACUGAUGACUCUUUGGAAACAACAAUAGAUACUUUGGAUUACAAAGAAAAAUUACUUAUAAGUAACAAAUUCAAGUUUGGGGAUACAUCUAAGAAUACACAAUUAGACAAAUCCAAUCAUCGUAUAAAAAGUGCUACACAAGUUAUUUCUGUUUCAGAAAGCAACAUAUGUAAAGCUUAUUAUUUGAUAAAUAAAGACGGUAUUUCAACCAAGCAAUGUCUUAUUUGUGAUGAAUUGUUGUAUAAUGGAAAUUGUUAUCAUAGAGAAGAGUGUAUAACAACAACUAAUAUGAGUAUAUGCGAAGAAUGUCAACCGACAUAUGAAGUAGUCAAAAGUGGAUGCUUAAGUUGUCGAUCAAAAUGUCGGAGAUGUGUGAGUGGAACAUGUAUUCAAUGUAUGGAUGGUUAUGGGUUCAAUGAAACGAAUGAAUGUCUUUUAAAUGGUGAUAACAUAGAGAAUUUCAACAAUAAAGUGUUGUACUGUAAACCGACGUUCUAUUUUAAGAAGACAAAGUGUGACUAUUGUGGAGACAAUUGUGCUUCUUGUUAUUAUGACAUGAUCAUUGACAAACCCAUUUGCACAAUAUGUACAUCACCAUUUGUUUUGGAAAAUGACACAUGUAUACUUGAAAAUGUGGGGGGUGUCGACAUAAUACGAAAUACACAAAUCACUUCAUGUAAAAGAGGGUUUUACAUUUUAGAUGGCAAAUGCAUAGGUUGUCAUUCUUUUGGAGAGUCGUGCAAAUACUGCAAUUCAAAACAAUGUCUUCAAUGUGUUGGUGGAAAUGUCGAUGCAGAAGGAAAAUGUCAAACAACUGAAAUAUCGAAGUGUGUUCCAUCAACAAACACAUAUUGUACAAAAUGUGUAUCAACAAAAGAUUACAUAUCAAAUUCAAAAUGUGUUGAAAAUGAACUCAAUUGUUCGGUUGUGAAAUUUGAUGGUUCAAAAUGUGACAUAUGUUCCAACUCACUUUUGCUCUUAAAUGGUAAAUGCAUUAAAAGAGUUGAUAACUCGACGGAGUGUGAUUUCUGGAGAGAAACAGAAGAUGUUUGUCUUCGGUGCGAACUUGGUAAAUAUUAUGAACCCACCAGUUUGUCGUGUGAUAACUGUAGUACCAAUUGUUUAAACUGUUUCAACUCAACCAAGUGUCUUGGCUGUGAAGAAGGUUAUUUAUUAGCGAAUGGUUCAUGUACUAUUUAUGAAGCCGUAAGUAGUCAUUGUAUCAAAGUAGUUCCAUUGUCCUCGUUUUGUGCGAUAUGUGAAGGUAUGUAUUACAGAACCAACGAAGGAGUAUGCGAAAAGUGUAUAUCCAAUUGUGAUGAAUGUAUUUCGGGUGAUAGAUGUACCAUUUGUGGUACAAACUUUUACUUACUUUCAAAUGCCACAAAAUGUGUUUCAUUUGACGCUUUAACAAAUUGUGAUAUAAAGACGUCUCGUGGGUGUUCAUAUUGUUCAUCUGGUUAUUAUCUGGAAGAACAAACAUGUUUCAAAUGUGACCAAAAAACAACUUUUUGUGAGAAGUGUUCCCAGAGUGGUCGUUGUAAUUUAUGUGUCCAAAACUACAUAUUAAAAAAUGAUGAAUGUGUUUCCAAAAUUGAUGUUGAUAAUUGUGUUGAGGUAUCCAAUUCAAAAUGUGUAAAAUGUACUUUUUGGCACGUUCCGACUGAUGAAGGUACUGGGUGCAAAACACAUGUGGUGUGGUGGGUGUUAUUUAUUGUGAUUGUGAUUUUCCUCAUUUUUAUUCUAUUGAUCAUUUUUGCCAUUUUUAGACUGAAUUUACUGAUCAUCAAGAUGCGGCGAAAUGCAAAACUACGAAAACAAUUUUCAAUAUUUGACAUGAAACACUCGAACAUCCAAUUUGUGAGUACAAACACGAAAGGAGUUGUUGUCAGCGAGAAGGUUUUGUUAUUUGAAACUUCUUUAGACAAGCCUGAAAUACCAGUAGAAGUUGAAAGUCGUGAAUUGAUAUGUGUUGGCAACACCUCCAAAAGUUCCAUCAAAGUGCAGUUUAGUAUGAAAGACGAUUGCGAGAAAUAUUCAAUGCGGACCGUCCCACAGAUUAUGACAAUCCCAAAGGGGAAAGCACUUGAAUUUGAAGUAUUUUUAACUCCGCACUGUGGAGGCACAAUUGAAGAUAAAAUCAUUUUAAUUUCAGUUUGUAUGAAAAAUGGUGUAACUUCACAAGUUGAAAUACAAAUCAAGGGUGAAACAGAGAUAUCCACUCGAAUUGAUGAAGAUGAGUUAAUAGAAGAGAAGAAGAUAGGGCAAGGCAGUUUUGGAAUUGUGUAUAAAGGGGUGUUUCGAGGCAAUCAGGUUGCAAUCAAGAAGAUGAAAAGUGUGACGGAAGGGGUUGAAGAUUUUGAGAAGGAAGUUGCGAUGCUUGAAAAGUUUCGAAGUGAUUAUAUCGUUCACUUUUAUGGAGCUGUCAUGCUUAAGAAAAAAAGAUGUUUAGUCACAGAAUUUGCUCCUUUUGGCAGUCUUGAGGAUUUGAUUGAAAAGACCACGGACUGUAGUCCAGUCGAAAUGUCUAUGAGAGACAAAUUCAUGUUGGACGCUGCUCAAGGUAUUCUAUACUUACACUCCAAUGGUAUUAUCCAUAGAGAUAUCAAACCAGAUAAUAUUCUGAUAAUGUCACUCGAUCAAAACAACAAAGUAAAUGCUAAAUUGACUGAUUUUGGAUCGUCGAGAAACAUCAAUAUGUUGAUGACUAACAUGACUUUCACUAAAGGAAUAGGAACACCUAAAUUCAUGGCACCCGAAGUUUUGAAUAAACAGAAAUACAAGAAAGAGGCAGAUAUUUUCUCUUUCGGAGUUACAUUGUUUGAAUGUUAUAAAUGGGGAGAAGCAUACCCUAAAAAUGAAUUUAAAUACGCAUGGAAUGUUGUGGAAUUUAUAAUGAGCGGGAAAAGACUUGCAAAACAUGUUGAAAUGAAUGAUGAGAGAUAUGGUAUCAUCUCAAAGUGUUGGGAAACAAUACCAAAUGAGAGAUUAACGGCUCAACAAGUUGUGGACAUGUUGAGUGUUCAUGUUAAAUAA